AUGCCGCCGCGCAGCGACACGGUCCACGCCGACGCGCGCCGCUUCCUCGACGAGCGCGGCUCCUCCGCCGCCCUCGCCCCCAACGGCCUCAACCCCGCCACCAUCAUGGAAAAGGCCGUCAGGGACCGCAUCACCGAGUCCUACUUCUACAAGGAGCAGUGCUUCGCCCUCAACGAGGCCGACGUCGUCGACCGCGUCGUCGAGCACGUGCGCUUCGUCGGCGGCACCCACGGCGACGCCCAGAAGCCCAGCCCCUUCCUGUGCCUGGCCUUCAAGCUGCUCGAGCUGGCGCCCGGCGACGACAUCCUGCGCGAGUACCUGGCCCACGGCGGCGCGCACUUCAAGUACCUGCGCGCCCUGGCCUGCUUCUACGUGCGCCUGACGCGGCCGGCGCGGGACGUGUACGCGUCGCUCGAGCCGCUGCUGCGCGACGGGCGGAAGCUGCGCCGCCGCGGGCGGGCGGGCACCUCGCUGACCUUUGUCGACGAGUUUGUCGACGACCUGCUGACCAAGGAGAGGGUGUGCGCGACCAGCCUGUGGAAGAUGCCGGCGCGGGAGGUGCUGGAGGACCUGGAGGUGCUGGAGCCGCGGGUGAGUCCGCUGGGGGACUGGGAGGCGUUGCUGGAGGGGGAUGAUGAUGAUGAUGAUGAUGAUGAUGAUGAAGGGGGUGAUGGAGUUGGUGAUGAAGGGCAUGGUGAUGAGGGAGAGGCAGACGCGGAUGCCAUGGAUGUGGACGGCAGGGAAGCCAGUCGCGAUGGGUCAAGGUCGCAUUGA
Molecule: messenger RNA, 774 nt
Organism: Ustilaginoidea virens
Lineage: Eukaryota; Fungi; Ascomycota; Sordariomycetes; Hypocreales; Clavicipitaceae
Exons: 1
Coding region: 1-774 (257 amino acids)
Cellular component (GO): precatalytic spliceosome
Source: RefSeq, a predicted model, not a curated record